UUGAUCGUUCGGAGAUGAGUGAUGGUGUCUCGUGUACUGUCCUCUUGUCACUUAUUGUUUCUGUGUCACUUUUAGUUGACUACGGACUGCGAUGGAUAAGAUCGGAGAGUGGCAGGUUGAUAAGUAUGCUCGCACCACCGCUCAUGGCAGAGACUGGGAGACUGUGAAGAACUCUGCCACUAGACCACUGCUGCUCAUCCUUACUAAGAUGGCGGUGAUGUUCUCUGGUUUGGGAAUCCCAGCAGCCGAGGAGAAAUGCGUUCGCUGCUUGCAGGCCCUCCAAGCCUUCCUCAUUAAACCGGACAUCUCUCCUGCUCUCCUGCCUCAAACUUCCCUAAAUUCUAACACUCUAGCAAACACGCCUUCGCUUCUUUACACUCACAAUGACGGUCUCUCAGUUUCUCAUAAUCUCACCAAGACUGUCAUACCGCCUCAUAGCCUUCCCGAGGCUGCUAAUUCGCUUUCAGGAACUCAGUCAGCUAUUUGCGUUUCGACACCCGUAGAAGGCCACUUCGACUCUCUCCCAGACGCAUCCCAAUUUGUUGGAGAUAAGACUGUUUCCUUGCCUCCAGCAUGCCAGCCUCAUACCUUCCCAACUCUGUCACCUUCAGGACUUCAGCCUAUCCUCCCAGCUUCCUUACCUUCCCAGCUCCAGCCUCUGACUCUGGCACCCAAUCACUUUUCGGUGCCUUCUGUCACAGCAUCUAUCCUGAGUGAAUCUUCUGCUGGGCAUCUUGAUCAUUUUGCUUCUUCCUUACCUUCCUCUCCAGUCAUCUCUUCUCUCAUCCCCGGUUCUUCCACGCUCUCCACAACUACACAUACAUUAACAUCUUGCACAAGUAUGAGCGAAGUGGUAGAAGCCAGUGACCUACAUGCUGGAGGUAAGAUGAAGCUGACCCAGCAUGAGAUACCGAUCACCGAAGGCGAUGAUCGCGACAUCCUAGAAUGUGAACCCAACACCCAAGAUCGUCGUGACUCCGAUAUUCAACAGUGUGACUCAGACACCCGAAACAUUGUCUCCGAUACCCAAGAUUUAGAGGUAGCCGUAAUUACCCUCCCAGACAGUGCAGGCCAUUCACCAGCCCUAGUAAGCGGAGCUCACUCCACAGCAAUUCAGAAUGCAGAAGAUGGCCCUGUCCUACAGAAUACAGUUCAUUCCUCCAUCUCACAAAGUUCAAGUCAUGCCUCUAUCCCAGAGAGUAUAAUUUGCAGUCUUGUCGGGGUGAAUGCAGACAACGCUUCUAAAGUGGCAAGUCUCGGGCCUUCGCCAACCCUGGAACAGCUGGUGAAGGCCGUACUGGAGGACCCCAGCCUGCCCGACCUGGUAGAUGCUGUCCACAAAGUGAUAUCCAACAUGUGAUCCACACCCGGGAUAUACAGUUUAUACACAUCAUUCACUCUGCAUUGGUCUCAUCACCGUCUCCCAAAACACAAAGAAUAAAAAAAAAGUCAUAAUACCAUGGCCAGAACAAUUCACAAAUGAACCACAUUUAGGAGAGGAAACUUAUCACAACUAAGUUGUAACUUGAUAAGGUCCAGGAAGGACCGAAACUUCAAAGUUUCCUUUAAAGUACGUGUUAUAUGUGAACUUUGAUACACAAAAGAAUGCAUUGGAAAUUGUAUAUAACAACGGUCUCUGUUCUUAAUUUGUAUAAUCCUGGUUGGUAGAUAAGACACAUAGGCAGCAUUUAGGCAACUUUAUUCCGAAACGUUUCGCCUACACAGUAGGCUUCUUCAGUCGAGUACAGAAAGUAGGCAGGAGCAGUAGAGAUGUGAAGACGAUGUAAUCAGUCCAUCACCCUUGAAGUCGUAGAUUUGAGGUUGUCAGUCCCUCAGCCUGGAGAAGUUCUGUUCCAAAGUCUGGAACUAACUGAAGAUCAAGCGACAGUGUUGAGACUUAAAUACUGUGGGAAGGAGAGGUGCAGAGUAGUAGUAGUGAG
Cherax quadricarinatus is the source of this 1940-nucleotide messenger RNA. NCBI's taxonomy places the organism in Eukaryota, Metazoa, Arthropoda, Malacostraca, Decapoda, Parastacidae. The record is from RefSeq and is a predicted model, not a curated record.